Planococcus citri (citrus mealybug) is the source of this 2183-nucleotide messenger RNA. Its product is annotated as zinc finger protein 436-like. Bases 149 to 1924 code for a protein of 591 amino acids. Gene Ontology annotation, cellular component: nucleus. The transcript has 7 exons. NCBI's taxonomy places the organism in Eukaryota, Metazoa, Arthropoda, Insecta, Hemiptera, Pseudococcidae. Gene Ontology annotation, biological process: regulation of gene expression. The record is from RefSeq and is a predicted model, not a curated record.
UGACCAGUUUGUUAUCACUUCUCUUCUACAAAAAAUGUAUCGAAAUUCGAAAUAAAUGAAUGGAUUGCAAUAAAACAGAGUUAAAUUUGUCAUAAAUCCUCGAAUUACAAAUUAUUCCAUUCACUUGGGACACCUUGGGACCUUAAUCAUGUCCAAAAGAACAGUAAACUUAUACGUAUGCGACGAUGUAAUCCAAAAUUGUGAAAAAAUAUUGGAAUACGACAUCGCCAAAUUUCACGACUGCAGCAAACUCCUAGAAAAAUUUCGGUCGCUAUUCGUGUCAACGAACGAUGAAUAUCAAUUUCUGAAAACUUGUUUGGAUAGAGCUUGCGUAGAUACGAUUACUUCGAAAUCAGAGCAUGGUGAUCUAUCAAAACUUUACGAAAUACUGUUGACGAAUAAUUUUGUAAAAAAAUUUCUCCAAUUCAUAAAUAAACAAGAAACACUGCGAUUGAAAUUCAUCGAUGGCAUAAUCGAACACAAGAAUUUAGAAAAAAUGUUGAACAAGGCCAACGAAAACUUCACGUUAUUAAAAUCCGAACGUAAUGAUUCAGUCCUGCGAAAUUACGACUUGCUUCUAAAGACUGAUUUCGCUGAAGAAUUACUCGAUCAAAACACCAAAGAACAAGAAAUACUGCGUCUGAAAUUCGUGGCAAAAGUCGAAGAAUGUGAACGAAUAAAAAAGUAUUUGGAUACAGCUUACGAAACUAUGAUGAUAUUGAAUUCGCAACACGAUGAUCUGAUACGGCGUUUUAAAAUUUUAUGCGAAAAAAACAUCGUCAAGGAAUUCCUCGAGUAUGCAAAACAGCGUGAAACACCUCGGUUGGAAAUCACUGAGAAAACUAACGAUUGCAAUGAUUUAGUAGCACGUGAAGUUUUGAUCACCGAGCAGCUAAGAUACAAGAAGCUUAAAGACGAGCGUGACGCCUUAGAUUAUUUAUCAGAAGAAUUAUGUCGUUUAUUACAACGAUAUCAACGUCGUGCACCGUUCGAUCAGACUAGAGGAGAAUUCGAAGAAAAUAGAGAACUAGUUCGAAGCUCUGCGAUUAGUGAUUUUACAUCGUCCGAUUAUUCAAAUAUCGCUAAUGAACUAGAUAAUGAAGCAUCUUUUAGUUCAGAAACGAGGACGGAUAUCAAAAAUUCUAAUCUGUGUCACGAUUUUGAAUCUAAUCACCAAGUUUGGCUUGUGAAAAAUGAUGAAGAUGAGCUAAUCGUUGUGAAGGAGGAAAAAACAGAUUUAUCUUUUGAAAUGAAUGAAGAAUUUGAUAUUUUGACUGAGCAUGCUUCGGACUCGUUCGAAAAAACUCCAGAAAAUAAAUAUUUUGAAAAACUCGACUGCCAGAAUUCCGACGACAAGAGUAGUAAAAAUAUACUCGAACACGACGCAUCUCGUGAUGAAAAACCAUACCAAUGUACUACCUGUAAUAAGCGAUUCAACAAGAUAGAUUAUUUAAAAAGACACGAGUUAAUGCACAGUUCGGAGAAGCUUUUCAAAUGUUCAAUGUGUGAUAAGUGUUUCAAAGAUCCCAGUAAUAAGGGCCGACACGAGCGUACAGUUCAUGGAAAAGGUCCUCGUUAUUGUUGCGCUCAUUGCGAUGAAAAUUACGCUCGUAAAGGAAAUCUUAUCAUUCAUAUAAAAUCAAAACAUUUACCUAGACAAGAAAACGAGUACCGAUGUACCUAUUGUCACAAAACAUUCGUUUCGAAAGAGUCUUGGAAGUAUCAUCACACAACACACUCUUCGAAUAACGACAGACCAUACAGAUGCUCGAUAUGUUGCAAGGGUUUUAAAGAUAGUAAAACCAGGACCAAGCAUGAGAAAAAAGUUCAUGUAGAAGAGAUACGUUUUUAUUGCGCACUAUGCCGGAAAAAUUAUCGUUACAAAUAUGAUCUUACGAGACAUAUGCAAAAGGAUCAUUUAUGAUGAUUUUUAUCAUGGGUUUUAAAUAUUUGUUUCACUUCUUGAUUUUGGAAGUGUUCCUGAAAGUACGUACUUUGGCGUGCUAGAAAAAUCUACAAAACGUUGCAGUUGCUCAAUCAGUUUAUGGCCGAGCCAAGAAUUAUUUAAGUGAUGGAUCAUGAAUUUAUAAUGGAUGUGAACAUUUUUCUUUACUGAGUAAAAAGGGAUGCUGAAUGAUAUCAUUUGAAAUGUUAAGACUUGACAAUAUAUCUCUUCUAUUGAU